This is a messenger RNA of Eimeria maxima, 2700 nucleotides long. RefSeq lists its product as hypothetical. The coding region runs from base 1 to 2700 and encodes 899 amino acids. NCBI's taxonomy places the organism in Eukaryota, Apicomplexa, Conoidasida, Eucoccidiorida, Eimeriidae. The record is from RefSeq and is a predicted model, not a curated record. The transcript has a single exon.
AUGGAUGACAAUCCUAGAUUCGAUGCCUUGCCGCUGCAGCUACCUCACCUACUUGUCAUUCAACGCAAGAAAAGCGACAGGAGCUACGAAGGCAGCAGGCAGAACAGAACGAGCAGGAGCUGCAGAUGCAUUAGCAACGGCACAGCAUUUUCACCAAGAUGUGUGCUAAGCGUGGAGUACCCCUGCAACUAUUCGACUGACCCCCAAAUUGGCCCGCCUCCUGAAGCUGCGGCACAUCCAGCUGCCGACACAACAGCACGUGCACCAGGGGCAGCCAGCAACGCCUUGUCGAGGGCUACAUGCGCUGCUCUGCAUGCUUGCCACACCCAUGGCUGCGCAGAUGCACUCAAGUAUACCAAGCGACAGCCUCCGGGGACGCAGUUGCUUCAGGCGCCCGAAAAGGAGCCCAUCUGGGGGCCCGUUGAAGGACGCAGUGUGGACGUUCAUCAGGGGAAUGCACACAACAGCUCAGUCUCCGUUUCUUGGGGCACUUUGUACCGCCCAAGGACCUUUUUGGAGGUGCAAGAGGGCAACAGGCCCAACAGGUGCCCAGAAGCCACGGCUGCUUCUCCUGCUGCUGCUGCGGAUUCGCAAGCACAGCACAACCCACGCCGUAGAUACAGCAACCCGAACAGCAGGAGCAGCAGUAACAGCAACAAAUACUACAGUAGUAACUGUAGCAGCGGCAGGGACAGCAGAGUUGGACAGCGGGCUUCGUGGAUGUGCGGCCAUCAGGUGCGUCAACGGAACUCACGACAGCAGGAGGAGGGGCAGCGGCAGCUGCAGCGACGAACCUGCCCUGCAGUGAGUGACAGAUGGAGCUGCACCAGAUGUUGCAGCCCCAACGCCCAUUUAGCGCAUGGGCGUUUUCCUGCUGUAGGCCAUGAGGCCCCUGCCGAUUGGAAUGGCAGGCAUGUUCCUGCUACUGCAUCUGCUUUUAUUCUUGCUUCCACGGGUGAUAGCGCUUCCCCAGUUGCUGCGCCUGCCACAGCAGGGCGCGGUUAUAGCAGACGCCCCCCAGCAGCAACAGCAGCAGCUGAUGCAGCAACAGAUGCUGUAGAUCAAGCAGUUCCUGGCAUCUCUUCAGAACCUCAUUAUAAGCAGUGGAACGUGUCCACUGCAGCCCAACUGCCCUCUAGUGCACGAAGCCUGAAACGAGUAUCUCCUUCUUCUGGUGAUUGUGGUGCUGUUGCUUCACGCUGCGGCACCGGGGGGGCUCAGUUGGGACCCGUUGGUUUAGAGGAGUCUCAGACAGCAUGCCUGGGUGCUUCAACGGACUCAGCACAACGGAGCUUCAGCACGAGCUGCUGCUGUAGCUGCAGCAGCAGUAGCACGAAGGCCACAGCAGGCACUAGAGCAGUAACAACACCAACUGCAUCUUCUAGGCAUAUUGCUGCGCCCACCCGUUGGACCACUCGUAGAACGCAGCAGCAACUCCACGGGCAGCAGACGCUCGAUCCAAAGGAAGAGGUUCUCGACAACCGGCAGCAGCAGGAGCUGCAGCAGAAACAGCUGGUGCAGCUUAAGCAGCAGCACGAGAAGGUGCAGCAGCAGCAGGCGGUGCAUCAGCACGAGCAGCAGAUGCAGCCGAAACAGCAGCGAUGGCGGCAGCCGCAACUUGAGCAACACAAAAAGCCGCAGCAGACCAUACAGCAGAUGCAGAAGAAGGCGCAGCAGCAACCAUCUCAACAGCAUAUGGAUGCUGCUGAUGUGCUGGCUGCUGUGUCGUACGCUUCUGACGGUGCUGGUGGCCGCAAUAACCAGCAACUGCAGCAGCUGCAGCUCCAGCGACAGCAGGAUGCUUCUGGGGUUUUCUCACCAACAGGCGGAGCAGAAUCAACAGGUUCCGCUGCUGCUGCUGUUGCAACAGAUUCAACCGCCGCCACUUCAUCAGACGCAGCAGUUGCUGCUCCUGCAGCGGUUGCAACGGUUGCUUCUACAGCAUCACCUGUUGCUGCUGCGGCUGCCCCAGGACUGGCAUCAGCAGAGCAAUUGAGCAUGCAUAGCUGCAGAUACGAGCUUGAGUUGCCCUAUCUUCAGCAGCGGCGGAUGCAGCAGCAGAAACACCAUCAGCAGCAAGAGACACGACAUCCGCAGGUGCAGCAGCGGCAGUUGUACACAUGCAUUGAGCAUUUCUGCCGGGUGCUACAGCGCUCUGCCUGCCGCCGGCCUUGGCGACAGCUGCUGUUGCAUGCCGCGCAGCAGCACGCACUGCAGCACCAGUUGCAGCAGCAGGCCCGCACUCCAGGGCAACAGUACUACCGUGCGAACAAGCAGCAGCAGGAGCAACUUGCGCAGGAGGAUGUGCAGCAGCUGCCGCUUCUCCAGAAACAUCAACAGGGCACCCAAUGUCUAAACGUCAUGGAGGCAGACCUUCACAGCCUCUCCCUCCGCGAUGAAGCCAGCAGCAGAGACACAUGUAUGCGGCUGGAAGACUACCGAAGGCGAUUGCGACAGCAGCAGCUCCGCCACAAGCAGCUGCAGCUACAGCAAAAGCGGGAGCAGCGCCAACAACACAAGCAACAGCAGCAGCUCAUCCAGCAGCUUGCCACUGCAGCACAAGAGCUGAAGAAGGCUAAUGACCAGCAAGAGGCCCUACAGGGGCGUCUAGCAGCCGCCCUCUCCCGGCUGCAACAGCUGGAGCAGCAGCAACUGCAACAGCAACAAUGGCGACAAGGGGACCCUCGCGUACGUGCCUAA